AUGGACUCCCUACCCCCCCCCCCCCCUCCCAGCAGGUUCCUCCCCAAGCUCUCAGCAGCGGGCUACCAUGUCGUCGCCCCCGACCAGCGCGGUUUCGGGCGCACAAGCGGGUGGGACACGCGCGCGUAUGCGGACGUCGACCUGAGCACGUUCUCUCUGUCAAUGCUGGUGCGCGACAUGGUUCUGCUCGUGCACGCGCUGGGAUACAGGAGCGUAGCGUGCGUCGCGGGACACGACUGCGGCGCUGUAUCGGCUGCCAUGUGUGCGCUUAUGAGGCCUGAUAUGUUUCGGUCUGUGGCGCUCAUGAGCCAUCCGUUCAAUGGGAGUCCGGAGGUGCCGUUCGAUACGGCUAGUGCAUCGGCGGUUGGGGGUGCGAGUGGGGGGAUGGAGGGGGCUGCUGGUGCGGAUGUUCACGAGGCGCUUGCUAAGCUCGGGAAGAAGCAUUAUAAGUGGUAUUACUCUAGUGCUGUAGCGGGGGUGGAGAUGUCGAAUUUAGAGCCCGAGGAGAUGAAGCAGUUUCUGCGCGGAUACUUCCAUUUGAAGAGUGGGAGUUGGGGUGGGAAUCGGCCUGUUGCGCUUGGGAAGUGGUCAGCGGAGGAUUUGGUCAAGUUGCCUGGGUAUUAUAUUAUGCCGAUUGGGGAGACGAUGCCGGGUACUGUGGCAAUUGAUAUGAGGGAUGAGCCGGCUGAGGCUUCGCGGUCUUGGCUACCGGAUGAUGAGCUUGCUAUUUAUGCGGCAGAAUAUGGGCGCACUGGGUUCCAGGGUGGCUUGAAUUGGUACCGGGUGCGGACGGCUGCUGGGGGGAAGUAUACACGGGACUUUGAGGUUUUUGCUGGGAAGAAGCUUGAGCCGCCUUGCGCUUUUGUUUCUGGGAAGUUGGAUUGGGGAAAUUAUCAGGAGCCCGGGGCCAUUGAGAAGAUGAAGAAUGGGGUCUCUUGUGCUGAUCUUCGGAUUCUUCGGCUUGUGGAUGGUGUUGGACACUGGACGCCACAGGAAAGUCCGGAAGAGGUGUCGCGUACCAUUCUGGAUUUGAUCGGAGGUGUGCGUGAUGAUAUUGUAGGUUAG
This is a messenger RNA of Penicillium soppii, 1065 nucleotides long. Its product is annotated as alpha/beta fold hydrolase. Lineage: Eukaryota; Fungi; Ascomycota; Eurotiomycetes; Eurotiales; Aspergillaceae. The transcript is spliced from 2 exons. The record is from RefSeq and is a predicted model, not a curated record. Gene Ontology annotation, molecular function: hydrolase activity. The coding region runs from base 1 to 1065 and encodes 354 amino acids.